AUGACAGAAGAUAAAGUCAAAGUUAUUAAUAAUAAUUAUAAGCAAGUGGCCGUGGAUAGUGGUUCCUUACGUCCUCUUGAUUUAAAGUCAACAAAUCUGGCGGCUGCUUGGAAAAUUUGGAAAAAGCAAUUUAAAAUAUUUCUAGCCGCAAGUGAUCUUCUCAGUGACUCAGACUUCAGAAAAAAUUCAUUACUUCUUCACCACAUAGGACCUGAAUCUUUUGAAAUCUUUGAUUCUUUCGAUGUGGAUGAGGAAACUAUAAAGCAUGCCGAUUUAAUUACAAAAUUUGAUGCAUAUUUCCUUCCAAAAUGUAAUGUUAUCAUGGAACGGUUUAAUUUUUUCUCGCGACGUCAAAGUACAUCUGAGUCGAUUGAUGAAUUCUUAAUGGCACUUAAAAAUCUAAGCAAAACAUGUAAUUUUGGCACUCUUAAAGAUGAAUUGGUUAGGGACUUAUUUAUUUGUGGUCUAAACCAAAGUCAUCAAUUUAUUCGCGAAAAAUUAUUAAAUGAAUCAUCAAAAAAUCUCGAAGAAAUAAUCCAAAUUGCUAAAUCUCUGGAAAUAGCAAAGCAGCAGUCUAAAGAAUUUAUUCAUGGAAGUAAUGGAGAAGACAACAGCAAAGUAGAGUUUAUUGGCAGCAUUCGAGAAAGAGAGAGACAACAGCAAUGGAGCAACCAAGGAAAAAGAAACAACAACUUCCGCAAAACCAAAAAUCAAAUUCAGCAUGAGCCUAGCGGGUCAAAUAAUAAUCAACUAAAUACAUGCGGAAGAUGUGGCCAACGGCAUUUUUACAAUAAAUGCCCUGCAUGGGGAGUUACAUGUCAGCAGUGCAGGGGAAAGAAUCACUAUGCGAAAAUGUGCAACACAAAUAAAAUUAAGAAAACAAUCGGUAACAUAGAAGCAGAAGGGGAAUCAGCUACACAAUCAUCUGAAGAAGACCUUUUUAUAGGAAAAAUAAUGAGUUCAACAUACACCAAGGCAUGGAAUGUAGACAUUGACAUCAACAAUCAAGUGGUGGUGGCUCAAGUAGAUACCGGAGCAGAGGGAAACAUAAUGUCAAUAAAGAAAUUUGAAAUGUUAAAUUUGGACAAAAACUUGAUUAAAGAAACUAAUACUAAUUUGUUAACCUUUUCGGGAGAAAAAUUAAGAGUUAAAGGAAAAUGUAAAUUAUAUUGUCUUUUUAAGAACAAUGGUAUUUAUCUUGAUUUUUAUAUACUUGAAAUGAAUUGUAAAACUGUAAUAGGUUUAGAUACUUCUAUUAAAUUGAAUUUGGUGAAAAAUAUUAAUAUUGUACGUGGUGCUAAAAAUCAAGGAAUAAAAGGUUCAAAUAUGCUUUUGGAAAAAUAUAAAGAAGCUUUUAAUGGGCUGGGCUGUCUUAAAAACAAGUGUAAAUUGGUUUUAAAAGAAAAUGUUUUACCGGUAGUGGAACCACCACGAAAAAUACCAUUUGAUUUACAAAAGGAACUAAAAACUGAGCUUAAACGAAUGGAAAAUUUAGGGGUGAUAGUGCAAGAAAAUCAACCAACAAAGUGGGUGAACUCAAUUGUGUUAGUUAGAAAGGCUAAUGGAAACCUGAGGGUUUGUUUGGAUCCUAGACACUUGAACAAGGUAAUAAUGCGUCCCCAUUUUCCUUUUUCAGAUAUUGAUGAGGUAAAAUCUCGCCUUUCAAAUGCAAAAUAUUUCAGUAGUUUGGAUGCUAAUAGCGGCUUUUGGAUGAUACCCUUGGAAGAAGAAUCAUCUAAGCUAUGUACAUUUAAUACACCUUUUGGUAGAUACAGGUUUAUUAGAUUACCAUUUGGAGUCAAUGCGGCUCCUGAAAUAUUUCAUGCAGAAAUGAUAAAGCAUUUUUCUCACAUACCAAAUGUUGUAAUUUAUAUAGACGAUUUUUUAAUAUACGGUGCCACGCAAGAGGAGCACGAUAAAUAUUUGAAUAUGGUUCUCAAAAAAGCUCAGGAAAUAGGUCUAAAAUUUAAUCGAGAGAAGUCUUGUAUAGGAGUUAAAGAGAUAAAAUACAUUGGUCAUAUUUUCAAUGAAUUUGGGGUCCGACCCGAUGAAAGUAAAAUAGAAGCUAUUAUGAAAAUGCCUCGUCCUAGUUGUGUUAAAGACCUUCAACGAUUUUUAGGUAUGGUUAAUUAUCUGGGCUCAUUUAUUAAAGAGCUAGCAAUUGAAAAUGAGCAUUUAAGGCAGUUGCUUAAAAAAGAAGUUGAGUGGCAUUGGGAAGAAAGGCAUGAAAAUGAGUUUCUAAAUCUUAAGCUCCUAAUAUCAAAAGCUCCUGUUUUAGCUUACUUUGACAAUGGUAAGGCAAUAAAACUUUCUGUUGAUGCUUCUCAAUCAGCUGUGGGAGCUGUCAUACAGCAGGCAAAUAAACCCAUUGCUUAUGCAUCAGCCACCUUAACGUUAAGCCAAAGAAAUUAUGCGCAAAUCGAAAAAGAAUUGUUCGCCAUUCUUUUUGGCUGCAAUCGCUUUCACAAAUUUUUGUUUGGAAGAGAAGUUCUGGUUGAAACAGACCAUAAGCCUCUUAUACCAUUGUUUGAAAAACCUUUGUAUAAGGUGCCUACGCGACUUCAAAGAAUGAUGCUGAAAUUACAAGCUUACAAUCUAAAAGUAAUUUAUAAGCCAGGAAAAGAUAUGGUCAUUGCUGAUACUUUGUCAAGGGCAGCCUUAUUAGAAGAAGCAUUACCUCAAUUAGAAAAUGAAAUGGAAAUACAUUGCAAUCUCGUGUCGUCAAGCUUGCCAGUCAGUGAUGAAAAACUAGAUCAAAUUCGUAAAGAAACAUUAGUAGAUGAAAUCUUAGUUAAGCUUAAACAAUAUUAUAGGCAAGGGUGGCCAGAGAUAAAAAAUAACAUAGAUCCAUUAGUACUGCCCUAUUUUAAAAUAAAAAAUGAAAUUCACGUCGUCAGUGGAAUUGUUUUUAUGAACAACAGAAUUGUUAUACCAAAGUCAAUGCGUUCAGAAAUUUUGAAUCUUAUACAUGAAGGACAUAUGGGCUCUAAAAAAUGUAUCAGUCUGGCUAAAUCAUUGGUAUAUUGGCCAAAUUUGAAUUCAGAUAUAAAGAACAUAGUCGAUAAUUGUGAAAUAUGUUUAAAGUAUAGAGUUUCAAACGUCAAAGAACCGUUGAUGUCCCAUGAAAUUUUCCCCUUGCCUUGGCACAAAAUCGGAAUUGAUCUUUUUGAAUUUCAAAAGAAAGUUUACAUGCUAGUUGUUGACUAUUACUCUAAAUAUAUUGAAAUCGCUCUUUUAAAUAGUGGUUUUGCUAGCAAAAAACUAAUUUUGGAACUUAAAUCUAUAUUGGCUCGGCACGGCAUUCCGAAAAUAGUGAUCGUUCAAAGCGAAUGGAGUUAUCAACAAUUGCUGAACAAUUUGCUGGAAGAGUCAUUUCCAAAUGACACCGAUCCAGAAAUUCCACAUGAGUGUGACGGAAAUGAAAGUUCAGGUUCUAACGCCCCAGAGUCGAUGUUACUACCAACAUCUUUGAACAAAAUAAGCGAUCUUAAUGAAGAAAUUUUUUAG
This is a messenger RNA of Eupeodes corollae, 3507 nucleotides long. RefSeq lists its product as uncharacterized. Lineage: Eukaryota; Metazoa; Arthropoda; Insecta; Diptera; Syrphidae. The coding region runs from base 1 to 3507 and encodes 1168 amino acids. Gene Ontology annotation, molecular function: nucleic acid binding. The transcript has 3 exons. The record is from RefSeq and is a predicted model, not a curated record.